AUGUCGUGGGAAGAGGGACUGGAAGAUAGAAGGGCCCGUUUGGCGGCGUUGAGAAAGAACAGGUUCAACAAGACUAGCUCUGAAGCGUCUCCUUCCACACACAGCGAUCCUACACCACCUCAAAGUGCAACUCCAUCCUCAGUACCUACAGAAGCCAUAGAAACCCCAGAGCAGGAUGGAGAGAUAAAGGAACCUCCGGCCCUUCAAUUGGACCACGGUGAGACGGUGGAGGUCUUGUCCAACAACAUUCAGCAACAGAUCUUGCGGUCUGCUCGAGAAAGGGCCAAUGACAUCUCAUUUGUCUCAGAAACAGCACCAAGAAAGGUGUCCUACACCAAAGACCUUGAGGAUUCCAUUCAGGACUUGGAUACCAAGGCCCACAACAGGACUGAGCGGGCGGUCUACAACAUAAUCAAGGCGAAGUACGAGGCGUACGGCCGUGUCUAG
Messenger RNA from Suhomyces tanzawaensis NRRL Y-17324, 447 nucleotides. RefSeq lists its product as uncharacterized. NCBI's taxonomy places the organism in Eukaryota, Fungi, Ascomycota, Pichiomycetes, Serinales, Debaryomycetaceae. The record is from RefSeq and is a predicted model, not a curated record. The coding region runs from base 1 to 447 and encodes 148 amino acids. The transcript has a single exon.